ACUUCAUUCACUGUUAUAUAAAUUUACUGGUCGGAAAAGGGCAGAAAAUGAAUGUCAGCGACAUUCGAACUUGUAUCCGUCACUUUCUCGGAAUCUUUCUGUCAAUUGUUGUCGGACAUUCGGUCGCACUCGAAGGAUUUCUCUUCAAUUUUGUCGGAUCCGAAUCUAGUUUCAAAUGUGUGUUUUACAUGAGCGCGUGGCUUAUGCUAUCAACAAUUCCAUUGUUAUGUUUCUCCAGGAAGAAACUUGGAUUUGACCUUGAGAAUUUAAUAAAUAUUCUGGUAUCUUCAGUGGGUUUGGGAGUCGCAAUGGUUUUAUCGCUGUCUGCAUAUAAAUUUGCCCCUGUUGCAGAUGCAUUUACGCUCUAUUAUUCAAAUGCAGUUUUUAGUUUAGUCUUAGAGAGCUUCGCAUUUAGAGUUUAUCCUCAGAAACUUCACAUCCUUGCAAUCUUUCUGACUCUUCUUGGAAUCAUAACAGUAUCCCAGCCUCCCUUUAUCUUCAAUCACUUCCAGUCAGACUCAGCGGAGUCAGCGGAGUCUCAAAAUGAUACCCUAGUUGACACCCGUUUUCUGGGUUGUGUGCUCGCAGUUGCAGCUGCAAUUACGACCAGUGUCUGGAUGCUGUUUCUGAGGAGAAUCGAAAAUCUCAACAUCACUUUUAUCACUUUUCUACAGGCGUUGGUUCCUGUUUUGGGCUACAAUGUGUUUGGAGCGUUUGCGUCCAACAAGGAAACGUUUUGUAUCAAAGGAAAUCUGUUUGCGAUGAGUCUGCUCUGUAUCAACUACUGUGUCAAUCUGCCCCUGCUUAACCUGUGUCUGAAAUUAGAGCCCAGCUAUAUUGUCACUUCUGUCAGGUGCAUAGCUACAGUCACCUCAUACGUCAUACAAGUAUUGCGAGGCGAACAGACAUCUUGGUACACCUUCAUGGGCGCAUCCUUCAUCGUAGCAUCUGUUUUGAUAGUCUCAUUCACCAAAUGGAGAGACUCAGUUGCCAUACAAACAUCGAUAAGAACAAGGCGCAACUCUAAAACUGCCGAAGAUUUUUCGUUUGAGCUAAUGAACUGAGAACAAAUUGUGUUAAAUUAAAUUUAUUAUGUGUGAAAACUUAUUGCUUGCCAAACUUAUAUGAAAUUUUGCAGUUUUCAACGUUAAAAU
Molecule: messenger RNA, 1154 nt
Organism: Symsagittifera roscoffensis
Lineage: Eukaryota; Metazoa; Xenacoelomorpha; Acoela; Convolutidae
Exons: 4
Coding region: 48-1064 (338 amino acids)
Cellular component (GO): membrane
Source: RefSeq, a predicted model, not a curated record